Messenger RNA from Cavia porcellus (domestic guinea pig), 606 nucleotides. It is a transcript of the gene Gkn1, whose product is annotated as gastrokine 1. The coding region runs from base 1 to 606 and encodes 201 amino acids. The record is from RefSeq and is a predicted model, not a curated record. Gene Ontology annotation, biological process: regulation of cell population proliferation. The transcript has 6 exons. NCBI's taxonomy places the organism in Eukaryota, Metazoa, Chordata, Mammalia, Rodentia, Caviidae.
AUGUCUUCCUGCUCCUCUCCCCUCUGCACUCCUGCAGACAUGAAGGUCACAAUGCUCCUGAUGGGACUUCUUGGAUUCUUCGUAGCUCCUGGUUUUGCUAACUAUAAUAUCAACGUGAACGACGAAGGCAACGUGGCUGGAAGCGGGCAGCAAUCAGUGAACAUCAAUAACGCACACAAUGUGGCCAAUGUUGACACCAACAAUGGAUGGGACUCCUGGAAUUCCCUUUGGGAUUAUGAAAAUGGCUUUGCUGCAACCAGACUCUUUAGCAAGAAGUCAUGCGUCGUGCACAAAAUGAACAAUGAUGUCAUGCCCUCUCUUCAAACCCUUGAUGCUCUAGUCAAGGAGCAGAAGGGUCAGGGAGCAGGGAGCGCACCUCCAAAGGUUCUGAAGUACUCUGUCAACUCCAACCAAGUUGAUGAUCUGAACAAAUUUGGACAAAACAUUGCUGGCAUGUGCCAUGGGCUUCCAACAUAUUUGGCUGAAGAGAUUCCAGGUGAGUACUCUCCCACUGUACAUUCCAAGAAAUGCUACACUCUUAGUGUACUCUGGAUUCUGAACAUUUCCCUCUGUGGAUCAACUCUUCAAAGCGAAUUUGAGAAAUAG